AUGCCGAAGACCGCUUUGGAUAACUGUAGCAACACCUUGUCACGAACCGUCUUUGCCCAUUCUGUAUCUGCCUCCAGAGAUAAUGAACGUGCAGAUGCCAAAUCCCUGGUUGCGUCGAUUUUGAUCCAAUUACUCAAAAGCGACGUUACAGAAAGGCCUGAGCAUCAAUAUAUACUUGACGAUAUGACGAAUCUCUGCUUUCCAAAGCAGCAUAUCGAUGAGAUUCCGUUCGAAAAACUCCACUUCAUCUUUGCUCGCAUCCUAGGAAGGAUUAGACAUUACACCCUAAUCAUUGAUGGACUGGACGAAUGUGUCGACUUGGGCAACGUCAAAACUCUCGCGGACGACCUCAUCCAGCAAAGCUCUUUGGACAAUUCACAGAUCAUCAUUUUUUCCAGAAAGCACGACAAUCUGAGACAGUUUAUGUCCAACUCGUCCGUUCUCGAAAUAAGCACCGAAAUUACCAUGCCUGAUAUCAAACUGUUUAUUGCAGCCAAGAUAGCAGAGAUCCCGUCGUUGAAGCGAAUUGAGAUGGAAAUAUACACCAAAAUUGACGAAAGAUGCCAGGGAAUGUUUCUAUGGGCGGUUCAAAUGAUUGAGUAUCUCACUUUUCCGUCUCCGAGGUCUCAAUGGCAACAAAGAAAGCGACUUGAAGAGGUCCCACGAGGGCUCUUCGAAAUCUUUGAGCAACUAGUAGCGAUCCAGGGUGAGAAACUGACAAAGUCAGACUUGAAGCUGAGGAGAACGAUUUUUCAGCUCAUUGUGGCCGCUAAAAGACCCCUCAAAAUCGAAGAGAUUGAUGCUGCUUUGCAAUUUCGGGGGAGACAGCGAGUCGAAGAAAUUCAUCGCCUUUUCAAUGCCAGGCAGACGGUGGUGGAUCUCUGUUCGCCGUUUGUAUGUAUCGCCAAAGACAGCGUAGCUUUGGCCCACGGUUCCUACCAAAACUUCUUGCUGGAGCCAGAGAGAAACAAUAUUCCCGAAGUCCUAUCGGUUCACCAAACAAAAGAGAGUUCAAACGCGUCCCUAGCUUACAAAUGUCUUAGUUUACUCUGCGAAGACCCAAAUAAAUCUCCACGGCGUAUAUCACACUGGCUGUAUAAAGGUUUCACCCUAGAGACCAGCUGCGAUGCUUCCCAGAACAAAGAUCGUGUAGAAGCCCUUCGGGAGAUUGUAUUUUAUGAGUAUGCAGCCAGGUACUGGGACUUCCAUCUCACUUCGGUGAGCAAUCCUUCUAAGGAGCUGCUACAACUUUUCAACGACUUUCUUCACGGUUUCGAAUUUGUAAUGUGGUCAGAAUACUUGAUAGAUUUCUCUGGGACAAUCGGGCGCGUCUCUAGGGUGUACGGAGGUCUCGAGUCUUGGUUGAAAGGAUUGCCGUGUAGCUCUCGAGACCUCGUUUCGUUGGAUGCCUUCUUUUCCGGUCCGUAUGCCAAACUCAGUGACUUCUACGAGAAGGAUGGUAAAGAUAAGCUACUGAAGUAUCUUUGCUUGUAUCGCUUGGGUGACUUCUAUCAAUCGCAAGGGGAUAUUGAGCCCCAAUACAAGGUCCGAAAAGAAGUAGCUGAUGGUCUUGAGGGCAUCCUUGGCGAAGAGAAUCCCCUCACCCUAAGAGCUAAGGUCACGUUAGCAUUCAUAUAUACCAACAAAGGUGAACUGAUCAAAGCUCUCAAUAUUUGUCUUGAGGUCAGUAUAAUACAAAAGGAUGUUAUAGGCAUGGACAGACAAGAAUACUGGGAGACUCGCCAAGAAAUCGGGUUGAUUCAAUUUCUCAUGACUGACUUUGAAAGCGCUGCUAUAACUCAAGCUGCGGUCAUCGUUGGCCUUGAAGACAUAGAAGGAGCCCAGUUACUCCUUUUUGAAAGUUAUAUCUUUGAUGGAUAUGUGAAAGAGGCCCAAGGCCUUCUGUCAGCGGCAAUGGACGCAUAUAGACAUGUUCGGAACAGCAAGACCUUGGCACCAAAUGAUGGACAUGCCCUGUAUGCUCGUGUGUGCAUGGCAUCUAUCUAUCGUAAAGAGGAGAAAUACAAGCAGGCAGCGGAGGACCUCGAAUUCGUGUUUGCAGAACGCUCGGCGAAAUACAAGGACAAGAACAAGAUCGACAAUUCCUUGGUGAUAGACACUGCAAUCCAUCUGAUUGUUCUAUACCGCGAGAUGCGCAACCUCGACCAGGCAAAUGCUCAAAUCGAGCUCAUUUCAGGCUCCAAGAUAUUGAGAAAUGAUUUUGAGAGAUACUGUCAAGUUGAGCAUCUAAGAGCACUUGUCUCUUUUGACGAGGGGGAUUUUGAAGCAACGCGUGAGAUAUUACAGUCGUUACUGGAUCUACAGGAAGGCAAAGGUCGGGAAGCUAAUAACCGAUCUCUCUUAUGGGUGCGUCUAACACUUGCGACGGUCAUAAGAGAACUCGGAAGGGAUGAAGAGGUGGAAACACUGUUUCUUGAUAUUGUUACUGCAUUGCACGAUGGUAACACCAGUCCACAAUACGAGAAUAUCCGACCUUUUCGGGAGCUUACGGUUGCUGAGGAGGCGUUACGAUUGGUGCGAAGCAGAAAGCAGGAGGAUGCGGAUGUCUUGCUAAGGAAGGAAAAAUUGCGAUGGACGAGGAAAGCUGACUUUUGGCUUUUUGAAGGUGGCCCGUCAGCAGAUACUGCGUGGAUGAAAGGUCCAUGA
This is a messenger RNA of Lachnellula hyalina, 2667 nucleotides long. Its product is annotated as Vegetative incompatibility protein HET-E-1. Gene Ontology annotation, molecular function: protein binding. The record is from RefSeq and is a predicted model, not a curated record. NCBI's taxonomy places the organism in Eukaryota, Fungi, Ascomycota, Leotiomycetes, Helotiales, Lachnaceae. The coding region runs from base 1 to 2667 and encodes 888 amino acids. The transcript has 2 exons.